UGCAUUUGUUCAUGAGGUGUGGGUAUCUGUGUAUGUGUGGUUAUAUUAGCGUUUGUAUCGUCCCUUCUCGGGAUUUUCUGUUAUCGUUCAACAGCUUUUGAAUUCUCAGUAUCAUGAAGGCUACCGUUGAAGUUUCGUCUAGCAACUGCUAUAUGAAGAAAACCAAUAACAAAAUUAAUAAAUUUACCAAAAGAGAUCGUGAUGAAACCAGCGACGAAAUGCGACAACUCUUAUAUAAGCUGAAGGAGUUAGUGCCCAACAUGCCGAAAAACAGGAGUCUAUCUAUGUUGGCAAUAAUUCAACAUGUAAUUGAUUAUAUUCUAGAUCUCCAGAUCGCUCUCGAAACCCAUCCAGCCGUUUGGCUCGCGAGUUACGGCAUCACGACCAGACCAAGCCGGCAGCCGCUGGGACUUCUUCCUCAUUCCUGCAAUAAUGUAGUGGUUAACUCUUGCACAAUCGAAGAAACUGAGAAGACACCGAGUCACCUAGGCACUGAUCCAACGAGGUCUGUAAUGAGUUAGGCGCUAAUCGUACAUUUGAUUUGUUUUUUAAUUUGGCCUUGAGAGUUGGAUCGUUAGUUGAAUGUUCAAGGUGUUCUAUUGAAUACAUAAAUAAAAAUAGUCUCCACCCGUGAACUUUCAUGUCGGCGAAGAAGCUGUACUAUUUGUAUUGGUGCGU
Limulus polyphemus (Atlantic horseshoe crab) is the source of this 678-nucleotide messenger RNA. Its product is annotated as protein extra-macrochaetae-like. Gene Ontology annotation, biological process: negative regulation of transcription by RNA polymerase II; circadian regulation of gene expression; cell differentiation. Bases 114 to 521 code for a protein of 135 amino acids. The transcript has 2 exons. The record is from RefSeq and is a predicted model, not a curated record. Gene Ontology annotation, cellular component: cytoplasm; nucleus. Gene Ontology annotation, molecular function: protein dimerization activity; transcription regulator activity. Lineage: Eukaryota; Metazoa; Arthropoda; Merostomata; Xiphosura; Limulidae.